Molecule: messenger RNA, 1455 nt
Organism: Entamoeba invadens IP1
Lineage: Eukaryota; Evosea; Mastigamoebida; Endamoebidae
Exons: 2
Coding region: 1-1455 (484 amino acids)
Source: RefSeq, a predicted model, not a curated record
AUGACACCAUUUGUGGAGGACGCCAUUGCCGCAUACAUCAAUUUGUCGGACGACCCGAACGUCCAAAACGUCCAGGAGUUGAAAGUUGUCGAUGCGGAGAGACUUGUACUUAAAGACAAAACAAUUGACGAAGUUGCUGACGGCCAAUAUCUCCAACUUAUGAGACAAAUUGCGGCACUUUACCCCGAUAAAGACGCAAUGAAAAAGAAAUUUGACACGUUUUGUAAACUUCAAUCGAACACAGGCAUGUCGGAAGAACAGAAACAGUUUGACACGACGUAUCGAAUGGUUAACAACGCGUUAACCAAUAUAUGUUUGUCGGGAGAGACGUGUAUGGCAAUUCUCAACGGAAUCACAGACGAACCACCAAAGUACAAAAUAACAAGCGACGAAACAAUGCAACGGUAUCAGGCACUUCCAACGGAUUUGAAGAUUAUUAAAUAUCAACAAAUAUUCCGAAGCGGCGCUGAUUGUGUUGUUGUGAAGUCGUUGGACCGGUUGAGGGUGUGUAGAGAGGAGUUUUUAAGUGUUUUCAACGAACUGAAACUCCUUUCCACAAGUUGGAAAUUGUCGAAAGAACAAGGCGUUUUCAGGGUUGGGAUGUUCGAGGGGAUCAACACGAAAAACAUCCCGCUUGUGUAUUCCGAGCAGUUCCAUGGGAUGAUUGUUAAAGUACCCAAAAAAAGCUAUGGGUACUUGGAAGUGAAGGAAAUGACCAUCGACGAAUUUGAAGAGAAAAUGAAAAACACGACGGAAACCCCAAUCGUGAAGUACACAACGCCAUACACAAACACACACUUCAACAUCCACUUAUGUCGAAACAAUGUGUUGACACAAACAUUGUUCGAUUACUUGAUGCUGACUGACCCAAACGAUGUGUUGGAUAAGACGAAUACAUCAAUCGGAAUUUUGGUUUCUGGUUACGACCCAAUUGUGAUCAACGCGAAACUUCAGCCAAUCCAAUACACACUCAGUGUGAAAGACUGUGAUACAUCCUUCGACCACUUCACACUCUUCGAAAGGCAGUCAAUUGUAGAGAUUCUCUUGAUGCAGCAGAUCAUCGCACAACAAGUUCGAGAACUUGUUGACGAGAAGAAAAAGGAAGAUAAAAAAGCUGUUUUGAAGACCGUCUUUGACUUCGUUGUGAUGAAGAAGAAGCGACGUGCAGUCAACAAAGCUUUACGAGACAACGCAGUGAAAUACAUGAGCGAGAUGAGAAACCAGAUUGUAAUGGUCAAGUGGUUAACACGAGACCAACCCAUAGGAACUGCUGUCUUCAACAUCAUUGUUUACGACAAAGAGAUGUACAGAAAGAGCCCAGAGUGCGACUUUAUCAAGAAGUUUGAAGGCAAAAUUGUUGGAUCCAAGGUUGAGUUUGACGGUCACGACCUCGAGUACUUAGUGAGUGAAGAAGUUGGGACGAUCAUAUUCCGAUUGAUGAUGAAACAGAAGUGA